AUUAGCACCAACCACACUGCAGCCACAGGAACUGGACCUGACGCGCGCACACCCACACACCCGCACACACACACACACACACACACACACACACACACACACACACACACACACACACACACACACACACACACACAGUGCCAUUAACAGACUCAGUCAUAUCAUAUCUCAAUCUGGUGUUGGAGUGAGGAAACAGAAUGUCAGGAAAGGAAGAGCGAAAGCCAGUGGGAAAGCAGGAUUUGCCUGAAGUACACAGGACUCUCCUCUGAUCCUUUCCAAACGGUGUGAGGUGUGAAUUGAAUUAGAAAAUCUGGGACUCGUAACACCCUGCAUAUAUCUGAAGACCUAACCUUCUGAAACUCACCGCAGCACAAAGAGACCGGAGGGAAACGCUGUAUUUUCAAUUUAGCGGUCGCAACUUGAGCCGAACCCCAAUUCUGACCUCAAGAUCUGGAGUGUUUUUUUUCUUCUUUUUUUCCCACCGCAGUGAAGACAUACAUCAAGAGGGAAUUCUUUAAAUUCUCUGUGUCUCUGACCGCUCACUGUUCUGCAGGUCUUUGAGGGUCUCAUCACUUCUGCCCAGUGUCCAGCCGAGCUCCAAGGAGCGGACGGGGAGAGACCGUCAGCUUCACCACACAUACAGGACACGAGGAAGAUGAGUCUGCCACGCAACGGGACAUUAGAGAAGGCGAUGUCCGAGCAGUCCCACUCUGAGCCGGGCUCUCCCGUUGGGGCGGGGGCGGGGGCAGUCGUGCCUCCCCCGUAUUCUCUGGGCAGCAGUGAAGCCGUGGACACCCCUCUGGAGCUGCGGGGCUCUCUGGACUGCUGGGCGUGCUCUGUGCUGGUCACCGCCCAGAACAUGGUCAUAGCGUUGGUCAACGCCACAUUAGCCAGCAUCGUGUUCGGCACCAUCCUCACCCCCUCUCUUGUUAUGAUUAUAUUCGGCUUUCUGUGCCACUCCUCGGUUCAGCCCCAUGGAACAUCCCUGUAUUGUUCAGACCUUCUGGAUGAUGGGGGUUGCGUGGCUCUGUUGGUUGUAGGAUUUCUGCUGCUCACCCCGCUGCUGGUCCUCGCCCUCGCUGCUUACUGUCGUCUGGCCCGACACCUCCAGCUGGGCAUGUGUUUCAUUCCCUACAGCCGUGCGGUCUACAAGAACCUGCCCGCCUCACACCACCGGGGUCUGGGGGCAGGAGGCUGCUGUGGCCAGCAGAUUGCAUCAGCGAGAGAAGGGAAAGGCAGUGUGUGGGUGUAGGAGAGGGGAGGAGAAGUUCGGCUGCAUUCAGAUGUCCUACAGCCGUUGUCAGAGCGUGUUAUUUCGUUUGACAGGGAUAUAUCUGUCUCUAGUUGAAGGUUGGGAUGAUAAGAGUAGGGUUCCUGUAAAAGCAAAUGCUACAAUUGAAUGCUGCGUGAAUAACAAGCAUUGUAAUAUCCAUCGUGAUUCCUCAUUCAAAUUCAUUGAUUCAGUCAUAUGGCUUUUUAUAUCCAAUCCUGAUGUAUUUUUACAACCUUUUAUUUUUCAAUAAAGUUCUAUUUGUAAUGCAAGGCUGAGAUCUGUAUUUGCGCUAAAAACAAUUGCACCCCUGAGACGACAGACUACUUUGUGAUUGUGAAGAGAUGGAGAUCGAAAGUAAAUGAAACGUGGUUGUUCUGAUUUGACUCACUUUUUCUUUUAGACUUGAGAUU
This is a messenger RNA of Lampris incognitus (smalleye Pacific opah), 1683 nucleotides long. RefSeq names its product transmembrane protein 88 a (gene tmem88a). The record is from RefSeq and is a predicted model, not a curated record. Lineage: Eukaryota; Metazoa; Chordata; Actinopteri; Lampriformes; Lampridae. The transcript has 3 exons. Bases 656 to 1252 code for a protein of 198 amino acids. Gene Ontology annotation, cellular component: plasma membrane. Gene Ontology annotation, molecular function: PDZ domain binding.